AUGUGCUGGUUGCCCCGGCUCCUCGCCCGCUGGCUCUCCUCAGCUCUGUCUCUGCUGCUCCUCAGUGCAGUGGGCAGUCGGACGGGGGGUCUGGAGGGGGCGACGGGGACGACGUGCACCAGGUGGAGCGCACUGAACAACAAGGUCCUCUCUCAGGACGGGGACGUGAUCCUUGGUGGACUUUUUAGUCUGUAUUACAUACCUUCAGCUGUACAGCAGGACUUCAUCAAGCAGCCGCGCUAUGAACCAUGCACUGGCUUAGAUCUUGAGACAUUGAAAUAUUUGUAUGCUUUGGCGUUUGCGGUGGAUGAAAUCAACGGGAACAGCUCCCUGCUGCCGGGAGUCAAGCUGGGCUACAGCAUUGUGGACAGCUGCAGCCGAUACCCGUGGGAACUGCAAGAUGCACUGUCCCUGGUCAGUGGAAACACACUCAGCUGUGGGAAGCCUGUUCCUCUGCUGAUUGGGGCUUCCUCGUCCACAACAGGGAUAAUACUGUCCAGGACCCUGGGGCCUCUCUCUAUUCCAAUUAUCAGCUACCUGGCCACCUGCCCGUGUCUGAGUGACCGGCUCCAGUUUCCUAACUUCUUCAGAACCAUCCCCAGUGACAUUUACCAGGCCAGGGCCAUCGCACGACUGGCCAUACGCUUCCACUGGACGUGGGUUGGGGCUGUACAUGCAAACACUGCCUAUGGUCUAUUGGCGAUGCAGGUAUUUAAGGAGGAGAUUAAGGGGAAGGGGGUGUGUCUGGACUUCGUAGAGACCGUCCACAGGGAGACCAUUGAGAGAGAUGCGAGACGUGCGGCGCUCACAAUCCAAGCUUCCACUGUGAGGGUGAUUCUCAUCUUCGGCUGGUACACUGACGUGAAGAAGCUGUUUCUAGAGCUAAAUGAAAGAAAUGUGACUGACAGACAGUUUCUGGCCAGUGAGGCCUGGAGCACCAGUGACGAUCUCCUCCAGGACCCUGCUGUCUCCAAUGUGGCCAGCGGCGUUCUUGGCGUGGCCAUCCGAAGUUCACCAAUACCCGGGUUUGAAAAAUAUCUCAGGACUCUGCACCCAGUUCGUCGUCCGCAUGACGGAUUCUUAAGAGACUUCUGGGAAAAGGUGUUUGGAUGCAGUGCAGGGGGGUCUCUUCACAGAGCCUCUCUGCCCCCCUGCAGUGGCACAGAGUCUCUGGAGGAGCUUCAGCAUCCCUUCACUGACACCUCUCAGCUCAGGGUGGUUUAUAAUGUCUACCUGGCUGUGUAUGCUGCAGCCCACGCCCUCCACAGCCUCCUCUCCUGCUCCAGCAGAGACAGGGACAUCUCAACAUGCUCCUCUCCAGAUCACAUCAAACCAAAAGAGCUGUUGCAGCACUUAAACCAGGUGAACUUCACCACACCACAAGGUGAAAUGUUUUAUUUCCAAGGAGCCGACACUCCAGCAAAGUAUGAUCUCGUCAACUGGCAGAAAACUCCAGAGGGGCCAAUGAAGCUUGUUCUGAUUGGCCACGUGGACGGGUUUGAUCUCCUCCUUAACCAAUCAGCCAUUCAGUGGAGCACAGGGUCCAAUCAGGUGCCUGUGUCAGUGUGCAGUGAGAGCUGUCCUCCAGGCAGCCGACUGGCCAACAGGAAAGGAGAACCUGUCUGCUGCUUCGACUGUAUCCAAUGUGCUGAGGGAGAGAUUAGCAAUACCAUUGGUUCCUCUCUCUGUGAUCCCUGUCCGUCAGAGUUCUGGUCCAACGCUGAUCGAACGGCCUGCGUCCCUCGCCAGCUGGACUUCCUCUCCUUUAAUGAAACUUUGGGCAUUACCCUGACGACAGCAGCAGUGUCUGGUGCCACGGUGACGGCUGCAGUGUUCCUGGUUUUUGUUUACCACCAUCAAACCCCCAUGGUGCGAGCCAACAACUCAGAGCUGAGCUUCCUGCUGCUUCUGUCUCUGAAGCUCUGCUUCCUGUGCUCGCUGCUGUUCAUCGGCCGUCCGUCCGUCUGGGCCUGUCGCUUCCAGCAGGCGGCUUUUGGGAUCAGCUUUGUGCUUUGUGUUUCCUGCCUGCUGGUAAAAACCAUUGUGGUUCUGGCUGUUUUCCGCUCAGCUCGGCCCGGUGCUGGAUCCUUGAUGAAGUGGUUUGGUCUGCGUCAACAGAGAGGAAGUGUCGGCCUCUUCACAUGUAUACAGGUUAUCAUCUGUGCCAUAUGGCUGUCCCUCAGCCCCCCAGUGCCUCAGCAGGAUUUUGGUCUCCGAGGGUCAAAGGUCACCCUGAGGUGUGCCAUGGCCUCUGUGGUGGGCUUCUCUCUGGUCCUGGGCUACAUCGGCCUGCUGGCCUGCUCCUGCCUCCUCUUGGCCUUUCUCGCCCGGAAACUCCCCGACAACUUCAACGAGGCCAAGCUGAUCACCUUCAGCAUGCUGAUCUUCUGCGCCGUGUGGGUCGCCUUCGUCCCUGCGUACAUUAGCUCUCCUGGGAAGUAUGUUGUCGCUGUGGAGAUUUUUGCAAUCCUUGCCUCCAGCUAUGGUUUGCUGCUCUGCAUUUUUGCCCCGAAAUGUUUCAUAAUUCUCUUGAAGCCUGAGAAAAACACUAAGAAACACUUGAUGGCCAGAAGAAGUGAUUGGCAGGUUCAGUAUCCUCCUGUUUCCACCAUGGGCUUCGUAAAUGGUAUAAAAACCCAGAACUGCGUCAGAGAAGAGCAGGGGGAGGAGGCUUACACCUCGUCAGUCCUCAGUUUGGAAGAUCUUCCGCUGCAGUACAUAUAUGCGAUGGUGUUUGCGCUGGAAGAAAUCAACCUCAGCACAACGCUGCUUCCAGGCGUGAAGCUGGGCUACCACAUCCACGACAGCUGUGCUCUGCCCCUGUGGGCUUUGCGGGCAGCGCUGUCCCUGGUUGGAGGAGACGGCAGCAGCUGUGAUCCACCUGUUCCAUUGAUCAUCGGUGGCGAUUCAUCUAUAACAGCCGUGAUACUCUCCCAACUCCUGGGCCCACUCUCUGUUCCUUUAAUGAGCUACACAGCGAGCUGCCCGUGUCUGAGUGACAGACGCCAAUUUCCUAACUUCUUCAGGACCAUGCCCAGUGACAUUUACCAAGCCCGAGCCAUCGCCCAGCUUGCAAUACGUUUAAAAUGGACUUGGAUCGGAGCAGUUGUGGCAAAAAAUAGUUACGGCCUAACGGCGAUAAAGAUAUUCCAGGAGGAGACUCAGGGUGCCGGUGUGUGUCUGGCGUUUGUGGAGACUCUCCGAAGGGAAAACAUUGUGAGCGAUGCCAAACAGGCAGCGCUCGCGAUUCAGGCCUCGAGCGCAAAAGUGAUUCUGAUCUUCACGUGGUACACAGAUGUGAGGGAACUGUUCCUGCAGCUGGCCGAGAGAAAUGUAACUGAUAGACAGUUUCUGGCCAGUGAGGCUUGGAGCACGAGUGUUAAUCUUCUCGAACACCCUUCCACCCUUAAAGUGGCACGUGGCGUCCUCGGCGUGGCCAUUAGGAGUUCACCUAUACCUGGAUUUGAAAAGUAUCUCAGAAAUCUGAAUCCCUCUCAUCGUCCUGAUGAUAAGUUCUUGAGAGAAUUCUGGGAAAAAAUGUUUAAUUGCCGUCCUGGAUCUUCAAAUCUUUCUUCAUCUACCACUUCGCCAUCCCGUGCAGAGCAGAGGGCGCCUCUUCCGCUCUGCGGUGGCACAGAGUCCCUGGAGGUGGUGCAGAAUCUCUUUACUGACACCUCUCAGCUGAGGGUCACAUAUAAUGUGUACCUUGCUGCUUAUGCCGCAGCCCACGCCCUUCACAGCCUCCUCUCAUGCCCCAACAACGACAGCUCUCCUGGAAACAGCAGCUCCACAUGCUCCUUUCCGAAACACAUCCAACCUAUAGAGGUUCUGCAGCACUUGAGCAGAGUGAACUUCACCACACCUCAGGGUGAAAUAUUUUACUUCCAAGGGGCCGAUGUUCCAGCGAAGUACGACCUGGUUAACUGGCAGAAAACACCCGAAGGCCGACUCAAGCUUGUUCUGAUCGGUCGUGUGGACGGAUUUGACAUCCACCUUAAUGAGUCAGAAAUUCAGUGGAGCACGGGGUCCAAUCAGGUGCCUGUGUCAGUGUGCAGUGAGAGCUGCCCCCCCGGGACCAGGAUGGCCUCCAGGAAAGGAGAACCUGUCUGCUGCUUUGACUGCAUCCCGUGUGCUGACGGAGAGAUUAGCAAUACAACUGGUUCCCCUCACUGUGAUCCUUGUCCAUCUGAGUUCUGGUCCAACACUGAUCGAACGGCCUGCGUCCCCCGCCAGCUGGACUUCCUCUCCUUUAAUGAAACUUUGGGUAUUACCCUGACGACAGUCGCAAUAUCUGGUGUUGUGGCGACAACAGCAGUGUUUGUGAUGUUCCUAUACUAUCGACAAACACCUAUGGUGCGAGCCAACAACUCAGAGCUGAGCUUCCUGCUGCUUCUGUCUCUGAAGCUCUGCUUCCUGUGCUCGCUGGUGUUCAUCGGCCGUCCGUCCGUCUGGUCCUGUCGCUUCCAGCAGGCGGCUUUUGGGAUCAGCUUCGUGCUUUGUGUUUCCUGCCUCCAAGUCAAAACCAUUGUGGUCCUGGCAGCGUUUCGCUCGACUCGGCCCGGUGCUGGGUCCCUGAUGAAGUGGUUUGGUCCGGGCCAACAGAGAGGAAGUGUCUGCGUUUUCACCUGUAUACAGGUUGUCAUCUGUGUUAUUUGGCUAUCUCUCAGCCCCCCGUUGCCUGAACCUGACCUUGAAAUUCCGGGGUUGAAGGUCACACUGAAGUGUGCCAUGGCCUCUGUGGUGGGCUUCUCUCUGGUCCUGGGCUACAUCGGACUGCUGGCCUGCUCCUGCCUCCUCUUGGCUUUUCUCGCUCGGAAACUCCCCGACAACUUCAACGAGGCCAAGCUGAUCACCUUCAGCAUGCUGAUCUUCUGUGCCGUGUGGGUAGCCUUCGUUCCUGCUUAUGUCAGUUCUCCUGGAAAAUAUGCAGUAGCCGUGGAGAUAUUUGCGAUUCUUGCCUCCAGCUAUGGUUUGCUUUUCUGUAUCUUUGCUCCAAAGUGUUUCAUUAUUCUUUUGAGGCCUGAGAAAAAUACUAAGAAACAUCUGAUGGCCAGAUAG
Molecule: messenger RNA, 5058 nt
Organism: Platichthys flesus (European flounder)
Lineage: Eukaryota; Metazoa; Chordata; Actinopteri; Pleuronectiformes; Pleuronectidae
Exons: 23
Coding region: 1-5058 (1685 amino acids)
Biological process (GO): G protein-coupled receptor signaling pathway
Cellular component (GO): membrane
Molecular function (GO): G protein-coupled receptor activity
Source: RefSeq, a predicted model, not a curated record